Trichogramma pretiosum is the source of this 1635-nucleotide messenger RNA. Its product is annotated as zinc finger protein 60-like. The transcript has 4 exons. NCBI's taxonomy places the organism in Eukaryota, Metazoa, Arthropoda, Insecta, Hymenoptera, Trichogrammatidae. Gene Ontology annotation, molecular function: DNA-binding transcription activator activity, RNA polymerase II-specific; RNA polymerase II cis-regulatory region sequence-specific DNA binding. Gene Ontology annotation, biological process: regulation of transcription by RNA polymerase II. The record is from RefSeq and is a predicted model, not a curated record. The coding region runs from base 1 to 1635 and encodes 544 amino acids. Gene Ontology annotation, cellular component: nucleus.
AUGGAUGUAAAGUCGGGCCGCAUACAUUUGCCAUUCAGAUAUGAGAUUUGUCAUGAAUCAUUUAGACUGAAAACGGUGCUAGAACGCCACAACGAUUCAGUACAUAAUCAAAGCGAUCCCUGUGGAUCUAAGAUUUUAGAUGAUAUAUUGGACCUAGAGAGUGACCUCGAGGGUCGCAAUUACUCAGAACAUAAUCAAAGAACAAACUUUGAAUGUGAGAUUAGUCAUCAAUCAUCUAGACGGCAAAGUGACCUCGAGGGUCACAAUUACUCAGAACAUAAUCAAAGCCAACCCUGUGAAUCUAAGAUUUUAGAUGAUAUAUUGGACCUAGAGAGUGACCUCGAACGUCACAAGGACACAGAACAUAAUCAAAGCAAACCCUGUGAAAGUAAGAUUUUUCCUGAUUCGUUUGAACAAGAAAGUGACCUCGAGGGUCACAAUUACUCAGAACAUAAUCAAAGCCAACCCUGUGAAUCUAAGAUUUUAGAUGGUAUAUUGGAUCUAGAGAGUGACCUCGAGAGUCACAAGGACACAUACCAUAAUCAAAGCCAACCCUUCGAAUGUGAGAUUUUUCCUGAUUCAUUUGGACAGCAAAGUGACCUCGAGAGUCACAAGGACACAGACCAUAAUCAUAGCCAACCCUUUGAAUGUGAAAUUUGUCACAAAUCAUUUGGACGAAAGGUGAUUGCACACGAUCAAGUGUUCGAUGAAAAGUUGAGAGACACAUUGAGGUUAAAAGACAUGGAUAUAAUAUGGGGCAGCAUACAUUUGCCAUUCAAAUAUGAGAUUUGUCAUGAAUCAUUUAGACUGAAAACGGUGCUCGAACGCCACAACGAUUCAGUACAUAAUCAAAGCGAUCCCUGUGGAUCUAAGAUUUUAGAUGAUAUAUUGGACCUAGAGAGUGACCUCGAGGGUCGCAAUUACUCAGAACAUAAUCAAAGCCAACCCUGUGAAUCUAAGAUUUUAGAUGAUAUAUUGGACCUAGAGAGUGACCUCGAACGUCGCAAGGACACUGUUCAUAAUCAAAGCAAACCCUGUGAAAGUGAGAUUUGUCCUGAUGCGUUUGGACACGAAAGUGACCUCAAGGAUCACAAUAACUCAGAAUAUAAUCAAAGCCAACCCUUCGAAUGUGAGAUUUUUCCUGAUUCAUUUGGACAGCAAAGUGACCUCGAGAGUCACAAGGACACAGACCAUAAUCAUAACCAACGCUUUGAAUGUGAGAUUUUGAAUGAAUCAUUUAAAUUGGAAAGUAAACUCGAGCGUCACAAGGACUCUACAGAUAAACCAAGGACAAACUUUGAACGUGAGAUUAGUCAUCGAUCAUUUGAACUGCAAAUUGACCUUGAGAAUCAUAAGGACUCAGACCAUUAUCAAAGCCAACCCUUUGAAUGUGAGACUUUUUCUGAUUCAUUUGGACAGGAAAACGACCUCGGGGGUCAAGAAGACACAGCCCAUAAUCAGAAAGAAACCUUUGAAUGUAAGAUUUGUCAUCGAUCAUUUGAACUGCAAAGUAGCCUCAAGAGUCAUGAGGAAACAGAUCAUAAUGAGAAACAACCCUAUGAAUGUGUAAUUACACAUUGCCCCAAAUCAUUGGGAACAAAUAGUAAUCUCAAUAAUCCCGAAAAUGUGACCUAA